Cyprinodon variegatus (sheepshead minnow) is the source of this 1297-nucleotide messenger RNA. RefSeq names its product selenoprotein O-like. The transcript is spliced from 7 exons. The annotation marks the transcript as partial. The record is from RefSeq and is a predicted model, not a curated record. NCBI's taxonomy places the organism in Eukaryota, Metazoa, Chordata, Actinopteri, Cyprinodontiformes, Cyprinodontidae.
AGAAGGUGAUGGCAGAAAGGUGCUUCGCUCCAGCAUCAGAGAGUUCCUCUGCAGUGAAGCCAUGGCUGCCCUUGGGAUCCCCACCACCCGAGCUGCCUCACUUGUCACCUCUGACCUUUACGUCAGUAGAGAUCCUUUAAACAAUGGUCAACGGAUUGAGGAGCGCUGCUCAGUGGUCAUGCGUCUCGCUCCUACUUUCAUAAGGUUCGGCUCCUUUGAGAUCUUCCAGGGCCGAGAUGAAUUCUCUGGCCUAGAGGGUCCAAGCGCGGGCCGACACGACAUCCGUGCCCAGCUGCUGGAUUAUGUGAUUGAAAGUUUCUAUCCACAAAUUCAGCAGGCUCACCAUGACAGAAAGGAAAGGAAUCUGUUGUUUUUCAAAGAGGUGAUGAUGCGGACGGCAAAGCUGGUGGCCCUGUGGCAAUGUGUGGGCUUUUGCCAUGGGGUCCUCAACACAGACAAUAUGAGCAUCCUGGGACUAACUCUGGACUACGGCCCCUUUGCUUUCAUGGACAGAUUUGAUCCAGACUUUGUCUGCAACGCCUCAGACAAAAGGAGGCGCUAUUCGUACCAAGCCCAGCCCUCUGUGUGCCGAUGGAACCUGGCUCGCCUGGCUGAAGCGUUGGGCCCUGAGCUGAAGGCUGCAGAUGCCGGAGAGGUUCUUGAUGAUUUCAUGCCAACUUAUGAAGCUUUUUACUUAUCCGGCAUGAGAAAAAAGUUGGGUCUUGUGAGAAAAGAAGAAGCAGAGGACAGAGAGCUUAUAUUGGAGCUUUGCCGGGUCAUGCACAACACUGGGGCAGAUUUAACAAACACUUUUCGCCUGCUGAGUCGUGUCCCAUGGCCUGAGGAAGGAGAUGAUGGGAAGAUUACUGUGCAGCCAAUGGUGGACCUUAUUGUAGAACAGUGUGCGUCCAUCGAGGAGUUAAAGGUGGCUAAUCAGCCCACAAUGGAUGACCGUGAACUGGCGAUGAUUCUAUCCAUGGCCCAGACCAACCCAGUCAUGUUUGGGAUGGUAGCAGACAGGCCAGAUGUGGCCCAACAGCUGGAGCUAAUGGGCCGACUAAAAGAGCUCCUUGAGACGGAUCAAGAUGAGCUGAGAGAAAAACAGCGGGACGACUGGAGCCGCUGGAUCUGCAGGUACAGGAGGCGUUUAGCCCGAGAGUCUGAUUGCACAAGUGACAAGCACCUUGUUAAACAAGAAAGGCUCAGAGUGAUGAGCAGCAGCAAUCCUCGGGUGGUGCUUCGCAACUAUAUUGCACAGAACGCCAUUCAAGCUGCAGAAAAAGGAGACUUCUCUGAG